AAAGAUAGAGCAUGGCCCUGAGAGCAUGUGGCUUGAUCAUCUUUCGAAGACACCUUAUUCCCAAGGUGGACAACAGCACAAUUGAGUUUCUGCUGCUGCAGGCAUCAAAUGGCUUCCAUCACUGGACUCCUCCCAAAGGCCAUGUGGAUCCUGGAGAGACUGACUUGGAAACAGCCCUGCGAGAGACUCAGGAGGAAACAGGCAUAGAAGCAAGCCAGCUGACCAUCAUUGAGGGGUUCAGAAGGGAGCUCAACUAUGUGGCCUGGAAGAAGCCGAAGACAGUCAUUUACUGGCUGGCAGAGGUGAAGGACUACAAUGUAGAGAUCUGCCUCUCCCAGGAGCAUCAAGCCUACCGCUGGCUAAGACUGGAAGAGGCCUGCCAGUUGGCUCAGUUCAAUGAGAUGAAGGCAACACUCCAAGAAGGACACCAGUUCCUCUGCUCCACACCGGCCUGAGCUGACCAGAACA
Arvicola amphibius (Eurasian water vole) is the source of this 468-nucleotide messenger RNA. Its product is annotated as bis(5'-nucleosyl)-tetraphosphatase [asymmetrical]-like. Gene Ontology annotation, biological process: ATP biosynthetic process; AMP biosynthetic process. The record is from RefSeq and is a predicted model, not a curated record. Lineage: Eukaryota; Metazoa; Chordata; Mammalia; Rodentia; Cricetidae. Gene Ontology annotation, molecular function: bis(5'-nucleosyl)-tetraphosphatase (asymmetrical) activity. The coding region runs from base 12 to 455 and encodes 147 amino acids. The transcript has a single exon.